Molecule: messenger RNA, 7241 nt
Organism: Centropristis striata (black sea bass)
Lineage: Eukaryota; Metazoa; Chordata; Actinopteri; Perciformes; Serranidae
Gene: stxbp5b
Product: syntaxin binding protein 5b (tomosyn)
Exons: 29
Coding region: 319-3870 (1183 amino acids)
Biological process (GO): regulation of protein secretion; regulation of exocytosis
Cellular component (GO): SNARE complex; cytoplasm; plasma membrane
Molecular function (GO): GTPase activator activity; syntaxin binding; myosin II binding
Source: RefSeq, a predicted model, not a curated record
GUUUGCUACCCGCUGAGCCCUGACCGGGGAAACAGCUCACGGAAACGAUUGAUCCCGAUCGAAUAACGCCAAAGCUGGCAACAUAAAUGGCGGAUUAACACUGAUAUCGGAGAGGACUCGCUAAAUCCAUGUUCGUGGCUCGGGUGCUUUUGGAGAGUGCGCUGGCAACACCCUCCGUAACAUGUGAGAUGUAUACAGAAAGAUAUUAACUGUGCGUUAUUUCGGCUAACUAGCUAGCAGCUACCCCCCUCUCUCUAUCCAAUUUAUGGUAGCUCGCUUGAUCUGUUUUCUCAACCGUCGCGUCUGUACCGGAGUAAAAUGAAGAAGUUCAACAUUAGAAAGGUGCUGGACGGCUUGACAGCGGCUUCUUCUUCCUCCUCCGCAACUGCCCAGCCGGGUACUCCCAGGGAAAACGAUGUUAUCCAGGAGACUCUCCAGUCGGAGCAUUUUCAGCUCUGCAAGACUGUGCGUCAUGGCUUCCCAUAUCAACCAUCCUCAAUGGCUUUUGACCCCGUGCAGAAAAUCUUGGCCGUCGGGACUCAGACUGGAGCUUUGAGGCUCUUUGGCCGUGCGGGUGUGGAGUGCUACUGUCAGCAUGAGAGCGGUGCGGCGGUCAUCCAGCUCCAGUUCCUGAUCAACGAGGGGGCGCUGGUGAGUGCCUUAGCUGACGACAGCAUCCACCUGUGGAACCUGAGGCAAAAAAUCCCUGCAAUCCUGCAUUCUCUCAAAUUCAACAGGGAGAGAAUCACAUACUGCCACCUGCCCUUCCAGAGCAAAUGGCUUUACAUCGGCACAGAAAGAGGAAACAUCCACAUUGUCAACGUGGAGUCCUUCACCCUCUCAGGCUACGUCAUCAUGUGGAACAAAGCCAUCGAACUAUCCACCAAGACACACCCAGGGCCUGUCGUGCACAUCAGUGAUAACCCCAUGGAUGAAGGAAAGCUUCUGAUUGGAUUUGAAUGUGGGGUGGUGGUGUUGUGGGAUUUGAAGUGCAAAAAAGCUGACUACCGCUACAAUUAUGAUGAGGCGAUCCACUCGGUUGCCUGGCACCAUGAGGGUAAACAGUUUGUUUGCAGCCACUCCGAUGGCACGCUGACCACAUGGAAUAUACGAGCCCCAGCCAAGGCUGCACAGAUCAUCACACCACAUGGAAAGCAGCCGAAGGAUGGAAAAAAGCCAGAGCCAUGCAAGCCUAUCCUGAAGGUGGAGUACAAAACAACAAGGGCUGGGGACCCAUUCAUGGUCCUGUCUGGAGGGCUGUCUUACGACACUGUGGGGAGGAGAGCCUGUCUGACUGUGAUGCAUGGGAAGAGCACUGCCGUCCUGGAGAUGGACUACCCCAUCGUAGAUUUCCUGACGUUGUGUGAAACUCCGUAUCCAAAUGACUUUCAGGAGCCUUAUGCUGUGGUGGUCCUCCUGGAGAAGGAUUUAGUUGUAAUAGACCUCGGACAGAUUGGGUACCCGAUAUUUGAGAAUCCAUAUCCUCUGACUAUCCACGAGUCACCAGUCACCUGCUGUGAGUACUUUGUCGACUGCCCUGCUGAACUUAUUCCUGCACUUUACUCCGUCGGCAGCCGGCAAAAGAGACAAGGUUACAGCAAGAAGGAAUGGCCCAUUAGUGGAGGAAACUGGGGCCAAGGCACUCAGAGUUACCCAGAGAUCAUAAUCACGGGACAUGCUGACGGGUCAAUCAAAUUUUGGGAUGCUUCUGCAUUAAUGCUUCAAGUGCUGUACAAGCUGAAGACUGCCAAGGUGUUUGAGAGGGCUCGCAGUAAGGAUGAGAAGGCAAAUACAGAUAUAGUAGAGGAGGACCCGUUUGCCAUCCAGACCUUGUCCUGGUGCCCUGAGAGCAGGAUGCUCUGUGUGGCUGGAGUAUCUGCCCACGUUAUCAUCUAUAGGUUCAGCAAACAAGAAAUCACCACUGAAGUUGUGCAGCUUUUGGAGGUGCGAAUGCAGAGCGAGUUCGGCGAAGGUGACUCCCCUGAUCCAGGAGGGGAUCAGACCCCCACCCUGCCCACCCCGGGAGCUUCCUCCAGCCCUCAGGAGAGUGAGCUUCCCUCUCAGCCCUCCACAGGCAGCAACUCCUCCGACGGACCCCGGGACAAUAUACCAUGCCUGCAGGUGCGGAGCUCCCCGCUGAAGCAGUCUCCGGGCUACCAGGUGGAGCUGGUUAUCCAGCUGGUGUGGGUGAGCGGGGAGCCACCUCAGCAGAUCACCAGCCUGGCUAUCAACUCCUCCUACGGCCUUGUGGUGUUUGGAAACAGUAAUGGUCUGGCUGUUGUGGACUACCUCCAGAAAACUCUGCUCCUCAACAUGGGCACCUCAGAGCUUUACAGCCCAUCUGACCCCUACCAGAGGCAGCCUCGCUCUCCGCGUAAAGCACGACAGCCCUCUGGAGCAACCUGUGAUUCAAACGACGGGUGCAACACCUCAGAGGACCGCUGCAAAUCACCGACUUCAGGAUCUACCUCACCAUGCAAUUCUGAUGAUGAACGGAAACAGAAGUUCAUAGAGAAGGUGAAGUUCAAAAGCAGACGCUUUUCCAAGACGGUUGCCAAUGACUUUGCCAAGAUGUCACGGAAAAUUAGCUCGUCUGGCGAGCAAAAGUCAGAUCUGGCAAUUCACCGAUGGCGCUCUUUCACGAGUAAGCGUGUUUGUUGUAUGAACGAAGGCAAAGCAGCGGCCAGGAUGAAGGAGGCCUUCUAUAGAACAAAUUCAGUCCCCAUCUACAAUACCAAGGAUAACUCAUUCACCCGCUCACGUAGUUCAAGUGUAACCAGCAUAGACAGGGAAUCCCGAGAGGCCAUCUCCUCCUUUCACUUCUGUGAGAGUUUCCCCAAGAAGAACGACAACCUAAUGAGCCCCUGUCUGCUGGUGGGAACCACCCAGGGCACCGUGAUGAUGGUGGCCCUCAGCCUGCCGCCUGGUGGCGACCAGAGGCUGCAGCAACCAGUCGGCAUCUCCUCCUGUGGCACUAUGGUCGAACUCAAAGGAGGCAUUCUGACUAUGGCCCUGUUGGACGCCGCUGGAGCUCUGCUGCCCCCUUCCUACGAGCCAUGGUAUGACCCAAACGCCUCAGAUGAGGAGAAGGAGAAGAGCCGGAGGCGCAGGCCGGCCUCCCCUCCCUCGUCACAAGAAGGUCAAGAUUCCCAGUUCGCUGUUCUGUGUUCGGAGAAACAAGCCAAGGUGGUGGCCAUGCCCUCUCAAACCCGCAUCUACAAACACAACAUCACAGAGACGUCCUUCGUGCUGCGGGCUGAUGUUGUGCAGAUUGCCGGAGCUAACUGCAUCGCCUGUUUCUGUGCUAACGGCCAUAUCAUGACUCUGAGUUUACCCAGUCUACGGCCUCUGCUGGAUGUCAACUACCUGCCGCUGACAGACAUGCGGAUAGCCAGAACGUUCUGCUUCUCCAACCUGGGUCAGGCCCUGUACCUCACCUCCCCCACCGAGAUCCAGAGGAUCACCUACAGCCAGGAGACCUGCGACAACCGGCAGGAGAUGCUCAGUGAGUUGUUUACCCCUGUGGAGACGCCAGAGGCUCCAAACAGAGGUUUCUUCAAAGGCCUGUUUGGAGGAGGAGCGCAGUCUCUGGACAGGGAGGACCUCUUUGGUGAAACGGUUGCUGGUAAGGCCUCCCGUAGCCUGGCUCAGCACAUCCCUGGCCCAGGGGGCAUGGAGGGCAUGAAGGGUGCAGCGUCUGGCGUUGUGGGAGAUCUGGCCCGAGCCCGGAUAGCUCUGGACGAGAGGGGGCAGAAACUGGGCGAGCUGGAGGACAGAACGGCAGCCAUGAUGGCCAGCGCAGAGUCCUUUUCCAAACACGCUCAUGAUAUGAUGCUGAAGUACAAAGAUAAGAAGUGGUACCAGCUCUGAUGGCAGCGUGGGGAGCAUCGGACUCUGUAAUCACGCACACCAGUAUCUCUUUGGAGCUGCGGGUCGCUCUUCUUCUCUUCUCUAUUUCUCUCCGCGGGGGGUUCUGCUCAACAGACUCAUGCUUUUAUUCUCAGCACAAAAUCAUACACUCUGCAUUACCUCAGUCACCGGAGGACUGGCGCGGAGUAGACACUGGCCGACCCAACGUAAUGAGAAUGGAAAGAAAUGGAAGAAGAGAAGCUGUUAGGAGUCUCUCUUUCCAUUUCACCCGAGAGCGGGGAUGUUCUCGUAACAUCAGCCUGCAGAACAGGAGAGAGGUGACCUUUCAUAUCCAUCAGUCAUGCACUCAUAUAUAUCUCAUAUAUAUAUAUAUAAAUAUAUACACACCCUGCUGUUUUGUUCUGAAAGACAAUUCUGCAAAACAUGUACAUGUGGUGGCCUGAUUGCAAUUCUUUUGUCCUUUCUUUACCCUUUAUGGUGUCUGCCAAACACAGUGGACUUAAAUGAGGAGAAAAGUCUGAUGACCCCUUGUCCUUUAAAUCUAAUCAAGUCAAUGAAGAUGUAAGUUUCUAUAGGAAUGAUUGAAUCAAUGAAGGACUUGUGUCUGUUUGUUUUUCUGCUUUAAAUUAUUUUUUAGAGUUUGACCUCUUGUCCUUUUUGUUGGUCUCUUUUUGUCAUUUGUUCAUCCAGAAAGGGCCUUUUUAAGCACUUAGAACCGUAAAAACUAGACAGGGAGAUGAUGAAUCUGUUGCCUCUCACCGAAUAAGGGCUGGUAGUACACUAGUUCAUCACCGACCAUUCCUUUUUACAGCAUUUUCCAACCAAGUUGUUUUAGGCAAGAAGGACAAAUGGCGUGUUUUCUGAGAGUUGCUUUGGUUUUAUUUUUAAAUUAGAUUAUUUAUUGGAACAGUAUAAUAGAUAGGAACUGAAAUAAGUUUGUAUGUCGGGCAUUGUUUUUUUUUUGCUUUGGUCAAUUAAAUGCGCAAAAAAUGUGCUCAAAAUGUUUACCCCUGAUGAAGAGUUUACAUUAAUCUAUCAGAAAAAUGAAGAGUUGAUACACUGGAGAAUCCCCUUGAGGUCUUCUGGCUUUCAAGGAGCUGUAGCUACGUCACGUAUGAGAAGGACACUGUGUAGAAGGGCAAGACGAAGAUUGUCCUGAAUAUGAUUAGCAUAAAUGUAUAUUUUGGUUACAAUUUUAAUUUUUUUGUGAUAAAGAUUCUAUCUAUACAUAAUUAUUCAAAUUUCUUUAUGGCAUUCUUUCAUUUUUUGUCUCGUUUUCUCAAUGUGUAGGGAAAAAAGCAUGUGUCUCUUACAGCACAAUGGAAAUGGUAAUGCUGUCUUUGUAUUUGUAGUAGAAAUGACCAAGAGUGUUCCACGCAGUGCCAUUGGUCAUCUCUCUCUGAACCAUUCACUUUCUCUUCUGCCUUUGCCUCAUGACGCAUAUAUUCUAACCUCUACCUAUGUGUAUGUCUGUGUGUGUGUGAACAUACAUAUAUUCAGGAAUAUGUGUAUGGGCGCUAAUAUUUAUAAUACUACAUAGAUACAGUGUAUUACAAUAGGUCUUUUGAGGUUUUUGUUUUUGCUUGACAGUGUUUUUCAAUGUGGUUAACUAGAAUUCUAUUGUAAUUAGACUUCUUUUUCAUGAGGUGCAAGGAGAUGCUGCUAUUUGUGUCAAUGUAGGAGCAUUAUCUGUCGGUCUUUUAUUUUGAAAAGAGAGACAAGACUUUGUCAGUCCAGAUUGCUGCCAAAUGUUGUAAAUAACGGGACAGCUGGACACAAAUCUGACAGUGCAGGUUCAGGCAACGUGACAUACUCUACGCUUGCGGCCAUGUUCUUUUCUGACACCAAAGAGUUGCUUAAUUUCACAGAGUUGUCUUGAUUUUUUUCCCGAAUGGUUAAGAGUCAGUCUGGAUACAAUGGAGGAUAAGAAGUCUGCUGUGAGUAGGAGGGGGGGAGUAGAUUGGCUUUAGCUUCUUCUUAUGGGCAUGCCACCCUCAUUACCCAAACUGCUGUACGUGUUCAGAAGACAGGCAAAGUGAAUUUGAAGAGUUUAAUUCCAAAAUGAAAUCAUGCAACACUGACUCAUGGAAAAUGGUUGCAAGCAUGAAGUAAAACUGUUUUGUUUUUAGUUCUUUUAGAUUUUUGAGUAUUACAUCCUGUAUACUUACUGUAGGAGGUGUUGAGUUAUCAAUCACACCAAAAACAUUUUUAUCAAAGAUGGAUAUGCAGCAUUUUGGAAUAAAACCCUUCACUUUUAGCUAGCUGAUUUUAAUCUACUGUGUCCUGCUGAGGUAAACCCACCUGAGAGAGCGGUUAUGUGGGUUUUGCACUAUUUUUUGUACUAAUUUUGUUAGUAUGUUUUUUAAUGUGUUUCUUUUUUUUCGUGUCCCGUUUUCUUAUUUUUUUUGAAAGGACCAAAACAUGACAGUACCUAUGCUUAUCUAUGUCAUUUGCCAAUAAUGCUGAUUGCUUCACUCUCAGAUUUGUUUUCAAUGUCAGGUUAAUGAUUCUAUGAUAUAUUUAUAUAUUUGAAAACAAAUAUAUAUAUACUUUUAAUUUCAAUAAUCUAUUAAAAAUGAAUACCUUUAAUGUAAUUUUUUGGGAUAGAAUAACUCACGUUAAUGUCCGAACAAUGGUUGUGCAUAAUUAUCCAUCAUCCAGACGCGACAAUAAACAUUUUCUGGUUAUAUAUUGAACAUGCUCAUCUCGGAUUCAAGCUUUGCUACUGCAGGAGGGUCAUCUCCUCUUGGUGGGCCGCUGAGUCUUUCUACAAAGUGUGGCCUCGACUUUAAAGUGCUUCAGUUUGCAACAUAUAUGGUCUAAAUGGUCUCUUAUUGCACAUUGAAGGAUGCAUGAUAUUAAGUGUUUACAAACUUGAAACAACCAUGUAUUAUCCCUCUUAGAGAUUGUCUGUUCUGGCAUUUGUAUUUACCACCAUGUUGAACAAAACUGAAGUUCUCAUCACACAUCUGAAGGUGUCCCGUUUUCAUUUGAUCAUGCCAAUUGUAUAAGUGUGAGAGAUUAUAUUUAUUUUAUUGGUACAUCCGUUUAUGUUACUGUUUGCUUCAUGAAAACUCUUGCUUUCCCUGCACCGUAGAAACGCAUAGAAAUGGGAGCGAGGCUCGCAGCACCGUGCAGGAGAGCUCAAGGGUUUCUCAGUCGCCAUACUUCCAUCCAUCUGUCUGUCUUCUGGGAUGAAUAUCUGUGGAGUUGCAGUAUUUUCUCAUAGUAGGCAAUUUUUGUACAGUUUUAUUAAAAUAAAUUUCACAUGGAUGUCUGACUUAAUCUGCUGCCACAAACAAUUUAGACUGUAGAUACAGUAUAUAUAGAUAUUAUUGUGCAAUGGAAAAUAAAUGUAAAACCAAUCAUAA